Molecule: messenger RNA, 2725 nt
Organism: Monopterus albus (swamp eel)
Lineage: Eukaryota; Metazoa; Chordata; Actinopteri; Synbranchiformes; Synbranchidae
Gene: ogal
Product: O-GlcNAcase like
Exons: 17
Coding region: 308-2407 (699 amino acids)
Biological process (GO): glycoprotein metabolic process
Molecular function (GO): beta-N-acetylglucosaminidase activity
Source: RefSeq, a predicted model, not a curated record
UAAGACGCACACCUGGUAGUCAGACACGUUCAGUCAACGUGCGAACUUUAGUGUCUUAGUCACCGCAGAGUUGGACCUAGUUUACUUAUCGUGGUAUUUACAACUUUAGACUUGAGAUCUUUUCAGUUAGCAUCAUGUUAACGCCCCUGGUGUUUAGACUCGACUGGUCUGCGCAGGCGUGAAAACCGGUGCAGUAAAAGUGAACAAAUUAAAAUCCCAGAGUCGGAGCUGGGGCUGCGUGCUGAGCAAUAGGGAACUGAAAGAAAAGGCAGUCGGGACACGUCGGCGUUAAACCUAGUAGUUAACCAUGUCGAAACCGGGCAGUGCCAAAGGGCAGCACCAGUCCGGGACGAGGCGGUUUAUCAGCGGAGUGGUGGAAGGUUUUUAUGGGCGACCAUGGACUAUGGAGCAAAGAACUGAGCUGUUUAAAAGGGAACAGAAGUGGGGUUUGAACACAUACCUAUAUGCGCCCAAAGAUGACUACAAGCACAGGAUGUACUGGAGAGACCUGUACUCAGCUGAGGAGGCAGAACAACUCAUGGCACUGAUAUCAGCAGCCAAACAGCAUGACGUCACAUUCAUCUAUGCAAUCUCUCCUGGUCUGGAUAUUACUUUUUCCAACCCCAAAGAGGUUGCUGCCCUGAAGAGGAAACUGGAUCAGGUGAGGGAGUUUGGCUGCACAUCCUUCUCUUUACUCUUUGAUGACAUUGAGACAGAGAUGUGUCCAGCUGAUAAGAAGACCUUCAGCUCCUUUGCACACGCUCAGGUGGCCAUCACUAAUGAGGUGUACCGGCACCUGGGAGAACCUGAGACCUUCCUCUUCUGUCCUACAGAUUACUGUGCUGCAUUCUGCUCUCCCAGUGUGUCCCGGUCCUCUUACCUGAACACAGUGGGAGAGAAGCUGCUGCCUGGCAUUGACAUACUGUGGACUGGUCCAAAAGUUGUAUCCCACAAAAUUUCUGUUGAGUCCAUAGACGAGGUGUCGUCUGUCCUGAAGAGGGCACCGGUCAUCUGGGACAAUAUCCACGCAAAUGACUAUGACCCCCAAAGACUUUUUCUCGGACCCUAUAAGGAUCGUCCCACUGAGCUGAUUCCCAAGCUCAGAGGAGUGCUCACAAAUCCUAACUGUGAAUUUUACCCAAACUUUGUGGCCAUCCACACUUUGUCCACGUGGUGCAAGGCUACUGCUGAUGGAGGGCCGAGGGAUGUGGAAAUGGGUGAUGAGGAGCAGGAUCCCUGCUACAGUCCCCAGAAAGCCCUGAUCCUGGCUCUCACUGACUGGCUGCAAGAGUUUCUCAGCACAGAUCAAACAGGAGGCUCUCGCCGGCCUCCAGCUCGUCUCAAGAAAGGGUCACCAGAUGAGGAGCCCAUGCAGACAGACAUGGGAGAGGGCUCCUAUGUUCCUGGACCAGAAGAGAAUCCACUGUACACAGCUGAACCUCUGACCCUGGACGACCUGAAGUUGCUGUCUAACCUCUUCUACCUGCCGUACGAAUAUGGGCCCACAGCCAGGACCAUGCUACAGGAGCUAGACUGGCUCAAGAACCACAGUUGUGCCGCCACUGCAGAGACAGACAAGUCUGCAGAGUGGCGUUCCAGAGCACAGCACUUUGACGACAUGUGCGACGCAGUGGUGCAGAUGUUCAAUCGCCUGUCAAAUGCACCAAACCGCAGCAUUCUGUACGAUCUCUACAACUACAUCUGUGAUAUCAAGAGUGGGAUCGGUCUGGCUCGGGCCUACGUGAAAACACUCGGAGGGCAGGAUCGCCCCUCUGCUCAACUAAUGAACGAUGACCCUGAGCCUUGGGGCUUCAGAGGAGGCCUGUCUGGAGAAUUUCAGAGAAUGCUGCCUUGCCACGGAAACAGGGACCUGUUUAGGCAUCCUCCCAUGACUGCAGUGUACUGCAUACGGCCGUACUGCCCUGAGGACAAGCUGGAGGUGCAGAGGAUCUUCAGGGAGAUGCAGAGAGGAGAAGGCAACACUCCGCUCAUGACACAGCCUCCUCUUAUUUGUGACAGCCUGUCAACAGGGGAAAUCUCCCCCUCCCCUCAGUGCGCUCUUGUCCUGGAGGAUGAUACUGGCAUGUGUGGGUACGCCCUGGGGCUCGUGGACGCCAAACCAGCAGCUGCCAAGAUUGAGAGGGUGAUAAGUGAUUCAGUGUUUGAAGAGUUCCCCUCCCUGGUUACCAUUCAAGUUUUGCCCCGGGUCACUGAUCCCUCACCAGCCAAGCGGAUGAUUGGUUGGCUGUCAUCAUCCAUCAGGAGCAGUGGUUCCAGAGGAGUGUUCUGCGAGCUGAGGCAGAGUGAUCGGAGGAUGCUUGACUUUCACUCUAAACUGGGCUCCUUCAAAACCAUAAAUGUGGCCGGACUUCCCAAAGAUGUCCUUGCCCUGGGAACAAGCCUGUGAACGAGAUCACUCACAGAUUUCUCUCAGGGUUGAAGUGUUCAGAGAUGUGAACAAACACUCAUUGCACCAUUGUAAUGGUCCAGCUCAGAUUGAAGCGAUCUGUGUAAUUUAGCAGCCAUCGCCCUUUGCCAGUUGUAAUGGUCAUAAAGCUAGAACAUUCAUGGAAAUGCUUAAAUAAAAUGUGUAAAACUACUGUACCAUAAUGAAAAGUGAUGCAACUAUUGAUUUUGUAAACAUGAAAACUGUAAAAUGCACAGUGAUUAUUUUUAGAUUAAAGCCAGCACAAUAAAAAUGCUAAUGCCAUGCAGUAUGGAUGCA